UUAGCGCAGGCAGGAGACGAAGUGGAUCGACCAGCCCGUCCUUAUAUAUUAUCCAACAUAUACCAGUCAACUGACAAAGCCUUCAUCGGUAUUUCCAUUUUACAUAUGAACUUUCGUUCGUCAAACCGUCUAAGGAACCCAUAUCGCCCAGGUUUCUCUGAAAAGGAAGUAAAACGGGGCUUGGUUACUUCUUCCUCUGAGGGAAGCAGAGUCCAUUCUUUCCACAGGGCGCUGUACAACUCUUCCUUGCAUUUAGUAUUGAUUGUUGGUCGUCCAUUCACUAGGCGGGUGAUAAUGGGCAGUCCCUUUGCUGUACACAGUGAGCCCGCCGUGCCAUGAGUGUAGGGAGGGGAAACUUACGCUAAACUACCAAACAUGCUAAAGGCUUCCCAAAUUCUUGGUGUCAUGGGGAAGUUUUGUUUCUACCAAACAAGCAGCCUCCAUGAAAGUCGCCCGAUAGCGUGGUAUUGAUUCUGUCAUGACUUAACGCUAUUGUUGAAAGAACACAACAAUCCGUACAACGCCGAACGACGACCGGAGGAUCUAUCCUAACCAUGUUCCUCUCACCAUCAACCAUUCACUUUACCCAUUGUGAGGUGGGACAGGGACUUCCUGAUAUUACGAAGGACACAGAUAUGGAAGAAUUGUGUAGGAGACUGCUGAAGAAUGGCGAAUGUCCUAAGCUACAGGUUGCAGAGAAAGACGGACAGUACUUCACCCUCAACAACACUCGGCUGCAAGUGUUUCGGUGGCUGGAGAGUGCUGGCAGGUGUAAAAGGGUUAAAGUGGACCGGGUACCAUUACGGGUGAUCCCGGAGGGUAUUCGGAAGCUGAUGACGGUAGGGGGGAUGAAGGACGGCUUGGAUGAAGGUGAAGGUCGGACGAAGACAAUCACGUAUAAACCAGUGGAACAACGUAAGACAUGUUGGAGUAACGACGACGACGACGACAUGGAGGAUGGCAACGGCAGCGACGACUCGGAUGAAGAGGACUCAGACAGCGACGUAGGUGGGGAAAAUAAUGGCCCCGGGCGCUCUUCCGAUGAACAAUCUGGUGAAGAAGACAGUCUCCUAUAGGUUUCCAUAGUGAUAAAACUUUGACGAUAUUCCUGAACUUCAAACUAUCCAAUCAGCGAGUGUCUAACCGCUUGAGUGGGAUGGAUGUGAUGGCUUUCGGUGAAGGAUGCCCCAGAAAUCCUUAGGUUAAGAUUAACCAAAGAAGAAGCGCUUGGAGAUCCUGGAAAUUAAUCACACAAUCUUAUUCAAAUGAGAAAACAGUUUUAAUGGGACUAAUCCCAUUUGUAUGGAUGUUUUUGUUGCCAAAGCCCCAUACGUGUACAGUUUAGCGCCACUGAUGUCCAUUCUGUGCGUUUUAAUCAUGUUAUAUUGCUUCCUGGAACGGCUACAGAGGGUUGGAGACGAGGGAUUCUAGGCAGAGCCUGGCCAAUCAAUCAUACAGUCAGACUUGGCCUCAGAGACAACAGUCUCACUGUGGAGGCUUGUUUUCAUCAGACUAUACUUGUUGCUGGCAAGGGAACAACCCAGUGGCGUUAAAACAGGCAGAGUAUAUGGAAUGACUGGUUGUGAAGAAAUACAUUUCAGAGUAUGUCAGCAGGUUGAAUCGGAUUUGUUCGAAGACGCUGUUGACAUUUACAUUUGUCAAAAUAUUAUAAUUCCAGUUAGUCAAAUAUGAACGUGUAUAUACCAUAUUAUCAGUAUUUCCUGUAAAUUGACAUUUUGUACAUAAGGACACAGUUGUGUUAUCAUUUCUUUACACUCGCAGAAAUAAAUAUGAAUUAGUGUUGACAUCA
Haliotis rufescens (red abalone) is the source of this 1810-nucleotide messenger RNA. RefSeq lists its product as uncharacterized. The record is from RefSeq and is a predicted model, not a curated record. The coding region runs from base 555 to 1076 and encodes 173 amino acids. The transcript has 3 exons. Lineage: Eukaryota; Metazoa; Mollusca; Gastropoda; Lepetellida; Haliotidae.